This is a messenger RNA of Aphanomyces astaci, 2868 nucleotides long. RefSeq lists its product as hypothetical. The transcript has 17 exons. Bases 59 to 2821 code for a protein of 920 amino acids. Lineage: Eukaryota; Oomycota; Saprolegniomycetes; Saprolegniales; Verrucalvaceae. The record is from RefSeq and is a predicted model, not a curated record. Gene Ontology annotation, molecular function: cysteine-type deubiquitinase activity. Gene Ontology annotation, biological process: protein deubiquitination.
UAAUCCGACACCAUCAGCCACGGCACUCGGCAAGCGCUCAGCGGAGGUAGACAUUCACAUGUUGAACAGCGACGUCGAUUCGACCAGCAGAGACAAUCAUCCCGUGGGUCUCACCAAGGCCCAGAAGAAGAAGAACCGGAAGAAGGCCAAGAAAAAAGGUGAAGGUGGCUCUAACGUGCCAUCCCUGGGUUCCAUCGACUGCUCGGUCGCCUCUUCCGCAUCGCCAGCACUGCCAACGUAUCCGAUAGUCCGGCUAGACGAUCAAGCAGGUCACAUUUCUCCGACCCCGGCGCCCGUGGUGCCGUCUCCGGAAGCCCAGCGGCACAUUGUUCAUCGACUGCUCGAGCAAUGCAAAGCCCAUGGCAUGACUGUCGGCGAUCGGUACUACGUCGUGAGCUUCAAAUGGUGGGAAAGCUGGUGCAAUUACGUUCGAUUCAACGACUCGAUCUCUUCCCAACGGGAUGGCCUCAACGCCGCCGCCGCUUCCUCGUCGUCCUUCAAGCCGCCCUCCGUUGACAACUCGCAUCUGCUCGAAGCCACAACCCCCUCUUACCUCGUGGAUGUGGGCACGUCGGGCGCGGUGCUACUGCGGCCGCAAUUGGUCGAACAUGUCGAUUUUAUCCUGCAGCCCCAAGAAGUGUGGGAUGCAUUGGCUAGUUGGUAUGGCGGAGGCCCAUCGAUCUGCCGGUUUGUGGUCGGCGUGGGCGGCCAGUCCAAAUCAUUUCUAAAUACUCUCAAGCGCGUCGAACUGUACCCGGAUGGCACGGACACUGAAGAAGAAGAAGAGGACAGCCAAAGUACCCACAUGGAGCCACGAGAAUCUGCGACGACGUUUCAGCGCCUGCCCAAGCCCGAACGGUGUAUGGUGUGCCAUCGCCCAAGCACCCACCGCUGCGGCCACUGCAAGCACUGCAACUACUGCUCCCGGGCGUGCCAGGUGUCGCACUGGAAGUACCAUAAACCUCUUUGCACCCGUCUCAAGGCCGCCCAUUCCACCGUGAGCGCCGUCGAAAUCGGCGGCCGCCAAGGCCAAGCGGGGCUGCGUAACCUCGGCAACACUUGCUUUAUGAACGCCGCCUUGCAGUGUCUCAGCCACACGACUGCGCUGACUGUGCACUUUCUCACGAAUGCAUACCAGACGGACCUGAACUCGGACAAUGUACUCGGCACUGGGGGGAAGCUGGCCACGCAGUACGCUCUCCUGCUCAAGGAACUAUGGCUCGGCACUGCGUCCAGCGUGUCCCCUGGCCCCCUCAAGCGCGCAAUCGGGACAUUUGCCCCACAGUUUUCCGGGUACCAGCAGCACGAUGCCCAGGAACUGCUGGCUUUCCUCCUCGAUGGCCUCCAUGAAGACGUCAACCGCAUAACUAACAAGCCAUAUGUGGAAGCUAUCGACUCGAACGGGACCGAGCCGGACGCGGCGGUGGCGGCAACCGCGUGGCAGAACCACCUUCUCCGCAACGCAUCCGUGUUUGUUGAUACUUUGCACGGCCAGUUCAAAUCCACAGUCGUGUGCCCCCACUGCGCCAAAGUCUCGAUCACGUUUGACCCGUUCAAUUGUGUGCAGCUCGAGCUCCCCCAUGCUGUCACGAGGCCUUUGGAGGUGAUUGUGUUGCCCCAACUCACUCGCGCGGCCGUGCUAGCCGCUUCUGACGUGUCUGUCCUACAGCCCCAGACGUAUGGCGUACACGUCCACAAGCGAAGCCACGUCAAAGCCAUCAAGGUGGCGCUGGUGGAGGCGGGGUGCCCGUACACAAAGAUUGUUCUAUGCGAUGUGUUUCAUCAUUUGGUGUAUCGGAUUCUGCCAGACGACGACCGAACGGCGCGCAUCCGACCGGACGACCGCGUGGUCGCGUACCCGCAGCCCCCUCCGGACGCAACCUGCGUCUUGUUCUGCUACCAUCGCGUGUACAAGAAGGGUGCAGUGCCGUCGUUGUUUGGUGACCCCAUGAUGCUGCACCUGGACGCUCAAACGACGUUUGACUCAUUUCUGGAGCAAGUUCUGGUGCAACUGGUGCCAUUGAUGGGAUGGUCAGCUGCAGAAACCUCGCGGCGACUCGACGAUCCCGCCCUCCGACUCUGCUUGGCGUCGCAUAUGUACGUGACCAACCAAGAUGGCAUGAAUGCCACACCGACAACGAGAUCGCUGGCAGCCUUUGAAGGCUUUUCCAACACUGCGACGGUCGUGUCUACGCUCAAGCUGGCCGACGCUGGAUAUUUGGGCAUCGACUGGGAAGGCGACAUGCGGGGGCUAUAUAAGGCCACAGAACCAUACAUUUUGCCCCAUCCGUCACUCGAAAGUUUGAAAGCCAAGCGAGCGUCGAGUGGGUUGUCGUUGGCUGAAUGCUUUCAAAAGUUUACAAGUGCCGAACAACUGGACGAAGACAAUCUAUGGUAUUGCAGCACGUGCCAAAAACAUCGCCAAGCGACCAAAACGAUGCAGUUGUACUCGUUGCCAGAGGUUUUAAUUCUAUCGCUCAAGCGUUUCGAGUAUCGCAACGAAGUCGUUCGAGAUAAGCUGGACGCGCUGGUGGAGUUUCCUCUGGAAGGCCUGGACAUGGCGCCAUUCUGCCUCUCGACACCAUCGACCGGCCUCAUCUACGACCUCUACGCCACCACCAACCACGUAGGGUCGAUGGGGUUUGGCCACUAUACAGCGUUCGCCCAGGACCAGCAGACCCGCCUCUGGUACCACUUUGACGACAGCUCCGUCACAUCCGCCGCGGCGUCGUCGGUCGUGUCCAACACGGCCUACAUUUUGUUUUACAAGCGCCGGGGUACUAGUAGUAAUACUAGCAGUCGCCCCGCACCCCGACUGUAAUCCGCACGAGAAAGAAUGAAUGUAUAUACAACACAGUAUUGUCAAGA